AUCGUGACGAUUCAGGACCAGCGCUGAGGGAACGCAGGGUUUGGUGUUUGUGUCGACUUGUCUACUGUUGUUUGGGCCCGACGCCGUGAGAGGAAUGAGACUGGCGGCAGGUUGGCUGCUCGCCUCCAUCUGUGCGCUGCUGCUCGACACCCACCUCUGCCAUGCCAUCCGCUGGCUGGCUUUGUCCAGGACUGGACCCUCUCUACCCUUCAACCAGACCCAGAACUGUAAGCACUUGGAGGGUCUGGUUUCCGCCCAGCAGCAACUCUGCCGAAGCAACUUGGACCUCAUGCAGAGCAUUGUGCGGGCAGCUCGGGAGGUCCAGAAGACUUGUCGGAAAACCUUCACUGACAUGAGGUGGAACUGCUCCUCCAUCGAACUGGCCCCCUUCUUCCCACCGGACCUGGAGCGGGCUACCCGGGAGUCUGCCUUUGUCCACGCUCUGUCAGCGGCUGCCAUCAGCCACACGAUAGCCAGGGCCUGUACCUCAGGGGACCUGCCGGGCUGCUCCUGUGGCCCCGUGGCCCCCGAGGCGGCGGGGCCCGGCUUUCGAUGGGGCGGCUGCAGCGACAACCUCAACUACGGAAUCCUGCUGGGGUCCAAGUUCUCCGACUCUCCGAUGAAGACGAAAAAAUCCCGCUCGCAGGCGAACAAACUGAUGAACCUGCACAACAGCGAGGUCGGCCGACAGGCUCUGAAGGCAUCACUGGAGAUCAAGUGUAAAUGUCACGGGGUCUCAGGCUCAUGCUCGGUGAAGACCUGUUGGAAGGGCUUGCAGGAGCUCAGCUCCAUCGCCCAGGACCUCAAGCAGAAGUACCUGUCCGCCACUAGGGUGGUGCACCGGCCAGUGGGGACGCGCAAGCAACUGGUGCCCAAGGAUAUCGACAUCAGGCCCAUCCGCGAGACGGAGCUGGUGUAUCUGCAGAGCUCGCCCGACUUCUGCUCCAAGAACGUCAAGCUGGGCUCCAAUGGAACUCAAGAGAGGCAGUGCAACAAGACGUCCAAUGGCAGUGAUAGCUGCACCCUGAUGUGUUGUGGCCGCGGCUACAACCCCUACACAGAGAAGGUGGUGGAGAGAUGCCAUUGCAAGUACCACUGGUGCUGCUACGUUACCUGCAAGAAAUGCGAGAGGGUGGUGGAGAGGUACGUCUGCAAGUGAGCCCCUCGUCCCUGCCCCCCACCCCCCCCCACCACACUUCCUCCCUCCCCGCCCUCCCCCUCACACCCCUCCCACCACCAGCACCACCGAGGGUCCAUCACCUGCAAGCUUCCAUCAUCAACGCUCGCCGACGUAUGUGUGCGUGUGGAACGAGAGAUUAUGUGGAGAUCAUCUCGUGCGACCAAGUGGUCCUUCCUGUCACUGGACCGACAAGAGAAGGGCUGGACGGACGAGCGGCUGAGAUAUUAUUGACCGCUGCCCUUUGUGGUGGGUCUCUCUCUCUCUCUCUCUCUCCGGGAGGGGAGAGGGGGAAGUCCUCUCUCUUCAACCCCCCCCCACCUCCCCCGCGAGAAAAGAAAGGUCGCCAAGACUCAACGAGACUUCAAGAACCGCCACGUCCAUCUCUCUCUGGGUCGAAGAGGCGAGCAAAAGAAGGGUGAAAAGACGGGAGGAGAUUGGCAUCUGUGGGGAGAUGGGUAACGUCUGUUGGAAAGGCAGUGGAAGAAAUGGGGGAAGGCUCCACGCAGCAGAGCAUCAUGAGAAAACAUCUUGUAGGAGCUCCGAUUGGGAAUGUGUGCUCUGCUUCUGUCCACCAACUUUCCCCACCUGAACCUUUCCCGAAUGCAGGAGUUGCAAUUCCAAACGACAGAGGUUCGAGACUUUGGCAAUUUAAGUGGUCUUUGGCAAAGGAUUGUCCACGCCUGUGAUAAAUAUACUGUAUAUAUAUUUUUUUUGUAUUACUGGCUACAAAAUAAUUUUUCCACAAUCUGAAAAAAAAAAAUAAUAUUUAUGAAA
Amblyraja radiata (thorny skate) is the source of this 1954-nucleotide messenger RNA. It is a transcript of the gene wnt11, whose product is annotated as wingless-type MMTV integration site family, member 11. The transcript has 5 exons. The record is from RefSeq and is a predicted model, not a curated record. Gene Ontology annotation, cellular component: extracellular region. Gene Ontology annotation, biological process: neuron differentiation; canonical Wnt signaling pathway; cell fate commitment. Gene Ontology annotation, molecular function: frizzled binding; cytokine activity. The coding region runs from base 95 to 1159 and encodes 354 amino acids. NCBI's taxonomy places the organism in Eukaryota, Metazoa, Chordata, Chondrichthyes, Rajiformes, Rajidae.